Varanus komodoensis (Komodo dragon) is the source of this 4299-nucleotide messenger RNA. RefSeq names its product serine-rich adhesin for platelets-like. NCBI's taxonomy places the organism in Eukaryota, Metazoa, Chordata, Lepidosauria, Squamata, Varanidae. The record is from RefSeq and is a predicted model, not a curated record. The transcript is spliced from 8 exons. The coding region runs from base 255 to 3041 and encodes 928 amino acids. Gene Ontology annotation, molecular function: zinc ion binding.
AAGCCGUUGGUUCCAUGUUGUUUCCGGAUGAGUUGUUCGUUGGAUGAGGAAGUUGGUCUGCUGCUCACAGCAGUCGAUAAGUGACAGUUACGGAACCGACGGGGAAGAAAGUUGACCUUUCCAGAAGGAAGCGCGACCGACUUCGUGAUGGGAGUAAGGCCACCUUGGUCGUUCGUUUAGAACUUGCCUUUGCCGAUGAACAGACGAGCCUCUUCCGGGCCCGCAACUGGUGGGUUCCUUCGACGCAUGUGCAAAUGGAGGCCAGCCUGACUUGCGCCGUCUGCCUGGCGCUUUUCGAGAACCCCGUCACGCUCCCGGUGUGUUCGCACAACUUCUGCCGAUCUUGCGUGGACGAGUGCCUCAGCCAAGCCUCGCUCCCCGCUCUCUCCGCCGUCUCCUCCUCACGGUCGGCUCCACGAAGCUAUGAUCCACUCCGGACGUCGAGGCGUGGCGGCGACUCCGUCAGCGUGUCGUGCCCUCUGUGUCGAAAGCUCUGCCCGCUCCCUGCCGACCUCGGGGCUGCCGCCUUGCCGGUCAACACCACCUUGGCGGAGCUGGUGAAACUGUUCAAAGCUGCGAAGCCGAGCCAGGGAGCGACGCCGGAGGAGGCCUCUUCGGCGCUGGCCCCUCACUUGGCCGCCCUGGGCGUCGCUUGUGAGAAGCACCCGGGGCGACUAAUGCAGCUCUACUGUCGCAUGUGCCGCCGCGGGGGCUGCGGGCAGUGCGUGUCCGAGGAGCACCGUGGCGUCUUCCACUCCGUCAACCUCAUCGAUACGGUCUACCAGGAGGAGAAACUAGCUUUCUUUAGUAACUUGAAGAAAAUAAGAGAAUUACAUCUAACUCUGAAGAAGGAAAUAACAGUUCCUCAAAUUGAUGCAGAGAAGCAUGAAAAGGAGUUAAUUGAAACUGAAUUUGAAAAAGUUCAUAAUGCUCUGGAAAUGAGGAAAAAACAGCUGCUUGAAGACCUUGAAAUCCAAAAGACAAGGAAAGAGAAGGAGAAUCUAGUAUGGAAGAAAACAAAGGAAGCACACAGGAAAACCAUUGAAAAUGUUCUGACUGACUGUGAAAAGCUUUUAGAUGAGUGUGAUCCCCAACGUUUCUUAGAGGUUGCAUGCAGCUUGAAUCAAAGAAUGAUCACUCAGCUUGACCUGAUACAGUUAUCAUCUGACCAGGAUGAAAGCCAACCAGAAUGCAGACAAAUGCAAAUUGAUACUACUUCUUUAGUUAAGGAUAUCUUAGCUUUGAAUCUCACUUCUGUUAAUUCAGAUGCUGCAAAAGCAGAAACUUUUUCCAGAGGUAGUAAACUUUCUAUAUUUCAAAGUCCUGGAAGUAAAUGGGAAGCUAAGAAAAACAAACAGAAUACAUUCUGUCCAGUGGAAGGAGAGGAUAUUUUGCCUAGUGGUAGGCACAUUGCUACUCGAUUUAUGUCGAUUUCUGCAACUACUGAUUUUAGAAGCAUGAGUCCUGAGGAGGUUCGUUAUAAUUAUUACAUGAAACAUCAAAUGUAUUCAGAUAAAUUACAGACACAAACCUUACUUCUAAAUGAAAGGUAUACACAGCCAAAACUUCAGUCUUCAAAAAACGCAACUUUAGAAGUUAUACCUUCUUGCCUUAAUACUAAAGCAAAUAACCAGAAGAAAAUGAGACGGCAAUUAUUACAAAGAAAGGCAGUCAAAGAAACUAGUUCCCCUGAUUUACCAGGUUUUUCCUUCAAAACACAAGCUAUGAACUUUAAUUUCUCUGGCUCAAACAAUAAUUUUAAUCUACUGAAUGUGCAAGGAUCCCAGAAAGAUAGCAAGGAAACUUUUCCAUCAGAAAGAACCAAGAGCUGUUUUGAAAAGGACACAGUUCUUGCACUUCCAACAGUAACUCUUCCUUCGGAAACCAUGUUCUCAUUUACCAUGUUCCCAAAUAUAUCUCAGCCAACAGCACUACCAAGCGCUAAUUUAAGUCCAUAUUUCAAAUGUAGUAUUAUGGAAAGUCAAACUCCAGUUUCUGUUUCUAGUUCAAGUGGCAAUAUGAUGGUGGUUGGAGCAAAUAAAAGCUCACCUACGUCUGUCGAAAAAUAUAAUUCAGUUUCCUCCACUCUUUUUCUGGUACAAUCUAAAAGCCAAGAAUGCAACAUUAAAAAUAACGCAAAUGGAUAUGAUUCAGUCUCUACUACUGCUAUUAAUAGUAUCACUACCACUACCAGCAGCGCUAAACCAGCAGGAAGUGGGAAUCUAUUAAUCCCAGCUUUUUCUACCAAACUUGAGAAUGAUUGUUUUCAAACAACUAAACCGAACUUUUCAGAACAAACCUCGUGUUCAGUAUCACUUCCUAUUCAGAAGAUAGAGCAAGGGAAAACAGAUACCUGCUUCAAUAAGGAGAGUACUCCAAGGCGCAGUUGGCUCACUUCUGCAGAAGGCUGUCCUAAGCAUUUAGUAGAUGACUCUAAUGCCAUUUUCAGUUAUGCUUCUGACAAGCAGACUGCACCUUGUGUUACCGUUCCCAAUCAUUCAUACAUAAACAAUGCUCCAAAUCUGUUUUCUUUUAAAGGAUGUAUCAAAAAUAGUUGUGGCACUUUUGCCUCCUCCAUUAUCCCUUGUAAUAAAACUGAAUGUGCACAUGAGAAAACAGUGAAAGCAACCGAAAAAAAUUCAACUGCAAAAAAAUCUGUGCCUUUAAGAAAUGAUGUACCUUUUUAUCAAGAAGUGAAAGACCUGAUGUGCCAUUCUUCAUCAUUCUCAGUGUCUGAAAUCAGAAACUGUCUGAAAUCAGAAACUGAUAAUGUCCUUGUCUCUCAGCAACCUGUGGGCUGUGAUCCCCUUGCAAACAGCACUUCAGUUUCAUCUGUUCCUACUGAUGUUAGCAGUCCGUUAGAAAAUGCUUCAGCACAUGUGGAAGACCAUAGACGAUCUCCUUCAGUGACCAGUGCAGCAAGUUGUACAGUAAAUUCAGAUUCUGAUGUAGAAGAUCUAAGUCAAGCAUCAAACAGUAGUGACUCUAGUAGUGCAUCAGAAUAUUUUUGUCUUGCUGAAGAUAAAAUAUUGCCUAAUUAAAAACUGAGUACAUGCAACAGAAUAAAGUGGAAGAAUGAACUAAAUUCAGUAAAUCUUGAGUAAUUAGUAUUGCUAAGGAGCAAUGUGGUCACACCUAAUACUAGAUUGAGAUAUGUUUGAUAUAACUUAGUAUAUUAUUCUGAAGUACAUGGCAUCUAUAUGAGUUGUUCGUCUUACUUCAUCUGGAAUAGUUUUUUUUUAUAUCAGUGGCAUUAUUUAAAAUGUAACUAUCCCUAUGAACCUAUAGCUAUGUAAACCUUCAGUAAUAUACUAUUCUGGUGUGACCAAAAUGUGAACUGUGGUUUAGGUUGCAACCCUAUGGCCUCCCAGGGUUUAUCAGUCCCUCCUCUGCAAUCCUAAGUUCUUGGAACUAGUGCUCUGAAGACUGAGCCCCUACCAUGCCUCCACUUCCAGCUGGUGUAGAAAGAACUGUACCAGCUGCCUCUCUAAGGAUGCAAAUACUCCUUGGAGGUGAGAAGAGGAGGUAUGCCAGGGCCAAGUGGGGAAAUGGCUAGACCUGAAAACUUACACUGAUUCCUAUCAGUGUUCUUGCUUGCUUCCCUCCCCCUCACCAGCAAUUUAACUGAAUAGCCUUCAGCUAUCUAGAUAAAAACCAAGCUGCAGGAUGGGCAGAAAUUGCCAUUGCUGCACCCUGUUUAGGAUGUAGUAUGCAUGUAAACCUGAGUGAGUGUAAUGGAAUUGUGUCCUAAAUGUUGGUUUACCAAGCAGUAUCUGGAAUCAUGGUUUAAACUGCCAAUAUGAAUCUGCAUUUUCUUGUUGCCAGUAUGAUAGGAAACUGCUUUAAUUAGAUAGAGGUCCACACUCAGGCGGGAAGGCUGGUGAAAUGUAUGAUUCUAAUUCCCAACUUCAUCAACAUUGGUUUUGAAACUGGGAUUGUUGAGCCAUUGUUACAACUUCUGAGUUGUAUAUGUCUAGUACUGUAGAAAGCUGUUCCUACAGGAUUCUCAUAAUUCAUUAUAACCAGCAUUUUUCCUUCGCUACAUAUCUGCAGAAUAUUCUUCCUUUCUCAGCAUUACAGAAUUAUGUGGAAGACCUUUGAAUUAGUAAGGCAUUCAAUUCAUUCCUACAUCGCUCAAGAAGCAGUACACAAAGUGUGCUAGGAGCUCAAGCUUGAAGAUGUGGUGCUUAAUAAUGUAGUACCCAGUAUUUUUUACACAAUGUACUUCUUUUGUAAAGCUGAGUAACAUGUGGCAAUAGCACUCUAAUUUUCAUAAAAUAAAUUCUGAUGUGAAUUGUA